Molecule: messenger RNA, 3043 nt
Organism: Klebsormidium nitens
Lineage: Eukaryota; Viridiplantae; Streptophyta; Klebsormidiophyceae; Klebsormidiales; Klebsormidiaceae
Source: the annotation of a GenBank genome assembly
CGUAAAGCGCUGUAAGUCAUGGAGUGGCAUGUCUUCGUCCACUUAGACGGCCGCUGGGUGCGGGGAUCAUCAUGGAGGCGUCGCCGCAAUCAGAGCAGUGCUGAAGUGCCUUGUAAGUGGGCGUCUUUGAAUACAACCCAUCAUUUUGGACUUGCAACAGGCGAAGGGAUCCCCAAGGCAGAGGAAAAUUCAUGAUGUCUGAUUGCAGCUAGGUGCAGCAUUCUUUUCCAAGAAGCACUUGCUGCCUGCUUGUCUGAAAGUUUGUCUGGACAACACUAGCUCAAUCCUUGAGCUUUGCAUUUGCACAUAUGACUAUGCUUCUGGAUUGCAGCUGCACCAGCAUUGAAAUAAUGGCGCCUCCCCCACUGCCAAAUGAGAGCAAGAGAGAGAAUGGUGGUUCUUCAGGACCUAACACCGUCCACCCGACCGCGGCCGCCGCCCAGGCAGCGGCAGGGGCCGCCUCCUCCGCCGCGAUGGCCGGUGUCAUGCUGGCCCUCAAAGCGCUCAAAACCACCGCGGAAAGCAACGGGGGGGUGGAGCAACGCCCGCGCAGGCGCCAGGGCGAGCUCCAAAACAGGGGGAAGAAUGCGGUCGGCGAGCCUGAGGGGGGGCCUGCGGCGGGUGUGAAGAGGCACCGGAAGAAACGGAACGGCGCAGGGCAGGGGGUGCGGUUGGACGUCCCGAUGGGGGGGCUCGAAGGGCCGAUGGUUUCGCUCCAGGGGGGUCCGCCGGGGCGGUUUCAGAGCUCGUCGAAGGCGCUCGCGGGCCUGCCCAAGGGGGGGUCCUUGGAGAAACCGAAACGGGGGGGAGGUGCGCAGGGGAGUGAUAGCGGCGCGAGCAGAAGAGAGGGAUUAGGGUUGGGAAGCAUCGACCGAGGAGAAGGGGGGGCGCAACGAUUUGAUACGCAGCGUCCGGAGAGGACGGAUGAAGAAAGCGGCCAGGCAGGCAGUCCCGCCGAAAGGGCGGCCGCGCCGUCUUCCGCCAUUCUACAAGCACCCCCCGUCGCUGCCAAAGCAAGUUCGCCUGAGAUUCAUAAAGAGCUUGGGGACGCCAAUGUGCAAUCACAACGGGGGGGGCAGGAUGCAGACGGGGUGCAGAUAGAGGACCCCCCCGGAGUGGGAGAGGGAUACUUGGGCAGCAGCGGCAGUGCAGUGGAGGGGCUCAGCGAGCGGAGCACAAGCGAUAGUAGUCUAGCGGAGGCCCGGGGGGGCUGCUGGACGCCAGGGAAGAAACACACAGAUGAGGAUGAUUCGUCAGAAUCGUGGAGGAAACGCAAGCGGCACUUCUUCAUCCUGAGCAAUGCAGGGAAGCCCAUCUAUUCAAGGUACGGCGACGAACACAAACUGGCUGGGUUCUCUGCGACGUUGCAAGCAAUCAUGUCAUACGUGGAGAACAGCAAAGACACGAUACAUAGCAUACGCGCUGGCGCCCACAAGAUAGUCUUCAUGGCCCGGGGUCCCAUCUACCUGGUUGCAAUCUCAGCAACCGGCGAGCCUGAGUCCAGCCUCCUCCGCAAACUAGACCUGCUGUACGGCCAACUUAUCUCGAUCCUCACCGACUCAAUCGAGCGCACGUUCCGGCGGAACCAAAAGUUUGACGUGCAUUCCCUGCUGGGCGGAACGGAACCGGUCUUUGCAUCUCUGAUGCACGUUUUCAGCUGGGACUAUGCUGUCCUGCUUCGUGCCUUCACGUGCCUCCCCCUCCCUUACGCCGCGCGUCAGGCCGCAGGCGUCGCCCUGCAAGAGAUCGCCUCCCCGGGGCUUGUGUUCGGCCUUCUUCUCGCUCCAGCGGGCAAGAUCAUCAGCCUGGUUGCCCCACGGCGGACCCCCCCCCACCCGGACGACGUGCUCCUGCUGUGCAACUUCGUGGGCGCCUCGGAGUCGUUCCGGACGUCCGAGAGCUUCGUACCGCUCUGCUUGUACCGGUACAACCCGUCCGCGUUCCUGUACGCGUAUGUGGGCUACCUGGAGCCGGAGGUGUGCCUCGUCCUGCUGACGUCACAGCAGGACGGCUUCUUCCACCUCAAGGAGUGCAGGGCGCACAUUGAGCAGUCACUACGCAUCACGGGCGUAUUCCGAGAGGUGGCCGCCGCGGUGACACGUGGCGGCCUGCGAGUGGAGGAGGUUCCGAGCGCGAGCGCGGCUGCGCAGAGGCGGCUCGCGGCGGGUACAGAAACCGGGGAGGGCAUCGGGAGUCUGCCGUCUUCUCGUUCUUCCAUAACAGCGUCCAAUCACACGCUGCGGCAGAAACAGACGGCCUCAGGCGAUGCCAGCACAAGCGGGCGUUGGGGGCCAGGGCGUUCGCGGGACGAGGGUUUAUCCGCGGGUUUGGGUGGCCCGGCAGGGAUAUGGCACUUUCUGUACCGGCACACGGCGGUCGACCAGUACCUAGCGUCCGAGUACUCUCCCCCGCUUGAAACUAGAGCCGCACAGAAACGAGUCUUUCAAACCUAUCAGCGGCUGCUUGCGUCAAUGCAAGGGGACGGGGCAAAGUCGGGGCCGCAUCGGAUGCAGUACCGGCGGGACAGCGAGUUCGUGAUGCUGGCAUGGAGUACCAGCGACUUCGACUUUUAUGCCGUCUUCGAUCCGUUGGCUGACAAGGAUGCGGCGAUUGCGGUAUGCAAUCGAGUGUGCACGAGCAUCCGGCAAAUUGAGGGCGACCUCUUCCAGACCGGGCCCGUGCCACUAGCGUGGUAAUAGCACGCAUAGAUACCCCUGGCUGGGCCGUCAAGUUGGUCGCCAAACUACUUGCGUUAAGAUUGAUAUGCUUCUUGGAAGAUUGGUUCGCGAAUGAGAGGGACAAAACGUCCGGCCUCUCUACUUUGAGCUUAGCUAAACAAAUGAGUAACGUGCAUUUACUCUUGGGUCGGGGCCUGAUCAGCAUGGACCAUGGAUGUUACAUCUGAGAUGAGAUCACUGAUGAUCAUUGGUCGGAUUGUCGGUCGGAUUGCAGGAGUGCGCGCCGCGUUUUAGAACUUCGCAAGAAGACCUCACUAACCCCCCGGAUUCAGAGGUAUCAUCUGACAUGAUGGUGCAAGUUUCAC